AUCCCUCUCUCUUCCUCUCUGUAAAGAAUCAAUAAAAUAUAUUUUUUUAAAAAGAGGGAACAGCCAGUGCAAAGGCCCUGAGGCAGAUGGUGACUGGCUGGUUCUCAGGAACAGCAAAGAGGCUGGUGUGUCAAAAAGCAGAGUGAGCAAGAGGCUGGUGCGUGAAGGGCCUUUUCGGUCAUCGAGGAGUGUGUGUGACUUUUGUCCUGAAUAAAUCUGGGAGAGUUUUCAGCAGAGGGAGGCAAGAUGUGCUGCCGCUGUUGCCUGGAAGGAGAAAGUCCCAAAGACUGGGAGAGUGGUUCCGGUGGCCCGGAUGGUGGCCUGGGCCACGUGGUGGCGGUUGUGAUGGAGAAGAGGCGCAAGUCUAGGGGCCAAGCUGAUCUUCAGACGAAGGAGCAGUUGGGGAGACAGGUGUGGCUCUGGCCCAGGACCAUGCUGACCAUCUUCUCUCUCACUGCAGACCCAGGGCGGGCCAUGCAGGCCCUCCUCCUCACUGGGCUGGGCCUCUAUUUUUGGGCUGACAACUUUGGCCCAGCUGGCCUCCAGGGAGCCCGUGUGCUGCUGACAGGAGCCAGUGUGCUGCUGACAGGAGCCAGUGCUGGCGUUGGGGAGGAACUGGCAUGUCACUCUGCCUGCCUGGGCUCCCCCCUGGUGCUCACUGCCCGCCUGGAGGCUUUCCCGCAGAAGGUGGUAGGGGACUGCCGGACACUGGGCGCUGGCGUUCCCAAGGUCGUCUUCGUCGCUGCGGACGUGGCCUCCCCGAGGUGCCCCCAGCGCGUGGUGCGGUUUGCGCUGGACAAGGUGGGUGGGGGGCGGCCCAGAGUCUGGGACCUCGGCCAGGGGUCUUCAAACUAUGGCCCGCGGGCCACAUGCGGCCGGCAGAGGAGUCUGAUCCGGCCCGCCAGGUUUUUUGGGCAGUGAGCGCAGCCGAGGUGU
Molecule: messenger RNA, 936 nt
Organism: Pipistrellus kuhlii (Kuhl's pipistrelle)
Lineage: Eukaryota; Metazoa; Chordata; Mammalia; Chiroptera; Vespertilionidae
Gene: HSD11B1L
Product: hydroxysteroid 11-beta dehydrogenase 1 like
Cellular component (GO): intracellular membrane-bounded organelle
Molecular function (GO): oxidoreductase activity
Source: RefSeq, a predicted model, not a curated record